CCUUCAUCCAACAAACACGCUGAGUCAGAUUUGUCGCGAUCAUUUUGGAAUAUAUAAUCCCAAAGCAUCUGAUUCCACUACUAAAGCUGAUGAUUCUUAUAAUAUAUUUUUUAUUAAAAAAUAAAAAAACGCAGGAAGUGGCCUACAUUGAAUGCACAAAAUAUUGUUUCCACACAGUACAAAGAUAGAUUGCACAAUCGUCUUUGUGCCUGCUUGGAUUCCACCACUAAUCGAACGAAGCUGCCUGGCACUUUCCUUCUCACCUUGCACUGUCACCACACGACCCACUCCAACCACCACCUUCUUCCCUGAAUCAUCACCAUUUUCCUUCCCAGCUUCAAGCAGCCAAACGGAAGACACCAACCAGCUACUGCGAUUCUUGCGGACAACUUGACUCCAUGCAUGUUGCUGCUCAACCUUUCAUCACUAACGGGCAUGCCACAAUCCAGCAGUAGCAUCUGGUUGGUCAGGUCGGCGAUGUCCAUGCUGAUUCCUGCCUAGCCAUUGACCAAUAAUACAUCCUGUUGUUGCAACGCCUCUCCGCUUCCGGCCAUUGCUCAGCUCAUCGGACUCAGAAAAAAAACAAAGUUCUCAAUCAUGGCCGGUGUACUAGAUGCUUUGGCGUCCUACAUCCAAAACAUGCUCCUGCAGAUGGCGGCAGAAGAGGUGCAUAUGUUGCUUGGGGUGUCCGGUGAGAUUGAUAACAUGGACAUCAAGCUUCGGGAUCUGAAGAACAUCCUUGCUGAUGCUGAUAGGAGGAACAUCACUGACAAAAGUGUCCAAGCAUGGGGGAUAGAGCUAAGGAAUGCUAUGUAUGAUGCCACUGACAUCCUAGACCUUUGCCAGCUCAAGGCCAUGGAGCGAGGCAAAAGGCAAGAUGUUGGAUGCUUCAACCCGUUGCUCUUCUGCAUGCGGAAUCCCCUACAUGCCCACGACAUUGGAAGCCGCAUCAAGAACCUUAACAAGAAGCUAGACGAUAUCAAGGCACGUGGUGCAUCAUUCAACUUCCUGAACCUUAGUACUUAUGAGGAUCAUGGAAGAAACAUGGUAUCAUAUGGUUCAGCUACCCGUGAGACAUCAGCGGGGCUUGUUGAGUCUGGUUUGGUUGGUGAGAAGAUCGAAGAGGACACAACAAAUCUAGUGGAGAUGCUAACAAAGAAGUAUUCUACCAACGACAACAAUUCAAACAAAAUAAUGGUUUUCUCUAUUGUGGGAGCUGGUGGGAUUGGUAAAACCACCCUUGCUCAAAAGAUCUUCAACAAUGAAGUCAUAAAGGAUGAGUUCAAAAAGAAAAUAUGGUUGAGUGUCAACCAAGGCUUUGAUGAUAUUGAAAUGUUAAGGAGGGUUAUUAUCGAAGCUGGUGGAAACCACCAUGAUUGUGGAAAUGCAAAGGUGUCCUUAGAACACAAUCUAAUAGAAGCUUUGAAGGGACAGAAAACCUUAUUAAUAAUGGAUGAUGUCUGGGACAGCCGUAUAUGGGAAGCCGUGCUUAGAACUCCCUUUGUCAAUGCCAUGCUAGCUGAAGGUAGCCGUGUGCUGGUCACCACAAGGCAUGACACAGUGGCACGUCAGAUGAAGGCGGAGGAGCCCUACCAUCGUAUUGACAGACUUGGGCUUGAAGAUGCAUGGAUGCUGCUCAAGAAGCAGGCUGUCAGAGAUGUGAAUGAUGAGCCGCAGGUUGAAAAUUUAAAGGAUAUUGGCUUGAUACUUGUAAAAAAAUGUGAUGGUUUACCUCUUGGGAUCAAAGUAAUGGGAGGUCUCCUGAGUCGGAAAAGGAUAACACGAACCGACUGGCAAAAGGUCUUAGAUGAUUCUCUAUGGUCAGUAUCACAAAUGCCUCAAGAGCUAAAUUAUGCAGUAUAUCUUAGCUAUGAAGAUCUAGACCCUUGUUUGAAGCCUUGCUUUUUGCACUACUCCCUCCUCCCUAGGGGUACAGUUUUUUUUGUUUAUGAAAUUGUUGGAAUGUGGAUUGGUGAAGGAUUUGUUCAUGGAACAUUACGUGACGACCUAGAAGAAAUAGGAAGGGAAUAUUAUAAUGAGUUAAUACAGCGGAACCUUAUUGAGCCAGAUAUGAUGUUUAUUGAUCAAAGUGUUUGCAACAUGCAUGAUGUUGUCCGGUCAUUUGCUCAGAACAUGUUCCGAGAUGAAGCACUCAUAACUCACAAUAGUAGAAUUGGGAUUGACAAGCUUAAAGCACAAAAGUUUAUUCGGUUAUCUCUCGAAAGCAAACAAUCGGAACAACCUGAUUUGGAGUGGUGUUCUCUACAAACACAAAUGUCACUGAGAACAAUGCUUUUAUUUGGUAAUAUAAAGAUUCAACCAAGUGAUUCAUUUCGUUCUUUUUCAAGUCUUCGAACACUACACUUGGGCAGUGUAAAUAUUGUUGCAAUACCCGAAUCUUUGUAUCAGCUGAAACAUCUGAGGUACCUGUCAAUACAAAAAAGUAAUAUAUCUAAGUUAUCAGAAGACAUUGGAAAGUUGAAAUUCUUGCAGUACAUUAGCCUUUCCGAUUGUCAGAGUUUGACCAAGCUUCCCAGUAGCAUUGGACUGCUACAUGACUUGAGGUUUCUCAGUCUUCUCAGAACAAAUAUAAGUGUUGUACCAAGGGAUUUUUGUGGUCUAACUUCUUUGAGGAAAUUAUAUGGAUUUCCAGCCCACAUGGACUGUGAUCACUGUAGUUUGGAGGAACUAGGGCCUCUCUGCCAGCUGACAGAACUUUAUAUCAGUUUCUUGGAGAAUGUAGCUUCUUCCUCAUCUGCUAUACAGGCCAAACUUGGUGGAAAGAAGCGCCUAAGGUAUCUUUCACUGGGUUGCACCAGUAGAAAGGAAGAAGAGAUCUCUGAGAAAGCCAAGAGACAAAUCGAGGAGGUCUUUGAUGAGCUCUGCCCUCCGCUUGGCUUAGAAAACCUUAACAUUGAAGGGUAUUUCGGUGAGCGGCUCCUAAGAUGGAUGAUGCCAGCACCAACAGUUAUGCCGCUCAGGAGCUUGAGGAUUAUAACGAUGGACAACUUGGCCUGCUGCACAGAGCUUCCUAGUGGCUUGAGUCAGCUCCCCUGCUUGGAGCUUCUGCAGAUUCGUCGUGCCCCAGCCAUCAAGUGUGUUGGGCAUGAAUGGCUACAACCAAACAAUCAAGUAGGUGUUGCGUUUCCCAGACUGCAGAAGCUGCGUUUUGAAGGAAUGGUCGAAUGGGAGGAAUGGGUGUGGGAGGAACAAGUGAAAGGCAUGCCUAUCUUGGAGGAGCUUACACUGAAAAUGUGCAAGUUGAGGCGUAUGCCACCUGGCCUGGCCUUCCAUGCAAAGACUUUGAAGAAGUUAUGUGUAUAUGAUGUGAAGCAUCUAAGCUCUUUGGAGAACUUUGCUUCUGUGGUCCACCUCGAUGUGUUUAGAAACACUCACCUGGAGAGGAUCAGUAAUCUACCAAAACUGCAGAAGCUCGUCAUCGUCAUGUGCCCAAAGCUGAAGGUAGUGGACGGCAUGCCUGCACUCCAGAGACUCGAAUUGGAGGAUUAUGACAUGGAAACAGUCCCCAGGUAUCUGCAGGGUGUAAACCCAAGGCAUUUGCUGCUGGAUUGUUCCAUAUGGCUGCUCACAUGCAUAGCAGCAGGGAAAUCCGGUCCUGAGUGGCACAAGUUUAGCGACAUCCAGCAAGUCAAAGCCUAUGCAAAUGAAGAAGGCUGUCCAAGGAAGUGGUAUGUGCUAUACACAAGGAACCCUUUCCGCUUCGAGACAAAUAUCAGCCGCUCUGCUAUUGCCCAAGGCCGCAUGGCACGUGCUUGGUUUCCUUACUCCGAAACAUGUCCCGUUGAAGGCGAGUGGCCAUUAGAACAAGAACAACACAGGCAUGUUGACAAGAGUGUGCCACUCUGCUUACGGUUCAGGAGCCAUGCGUACCGUCAUUUGGCUGACUGGUUGCGUCAAGCCUGCCUGCACUGCUGUGAAGCCGACGAGGUGGCUUCCACGACGGAUCAGUGGAUUGAAGCAGGGAGGGGUGCGGCAUACAGAUACUAUGAGACCACAUAUGGGAAGCUUGAGCGACUGAAAUAAAGAUCAAGAGUGUAAUGUAAUAUGUGAAUAAACAUUUGUUUUGUUGCAGUUUAUGUGCUGCUUUUGGGCCAUACACGUCUGAAGAACAGAAACGUUCCAGACCUGCACGGUUGUACGUACAAAACAAGACGUACUCUGUUUUCCAAGUUAAAUAGUCUGUACUCUACUUUCCUUGCAAUAACAUUUUGCGGUAUCCUUUACCCAUUCCCUGCA
Sorghum bicolor (sorghum) is the source of this 4257-nucleotide messenger RNA. Its product is annotated as putative disease resistance protein RGA4. NCBI's taxonomy places the organism in Eukaryota, Viridiplantae, Streptophyta, Magnoliopsida, Poales, Poaceae. The record is from RefSeq and is a predicted model, not a curated record. The coding region runs from base 598 to 4044 and encodes 1148 amino acids. Gene Ontology annotation, molecular function: ADP binding. The transcript is spliced from 5 exons. Gene Ontology annotation, biological process: defense response to other organism.